AUGUCAUCACUUUGGGAACACCUCUGGAGUAUUAGAAAAUGGUGGUUGGCUCUGCCGCCCAAUAAAAAGCAGCUGUUUCGUGAAUGGACAUGGCAUCGACGCUGGCACUUUGUGGGAGCUGUGGCAGGACUGCUGUUCUUCAUCUCUCUCUUUUUAUGCACUCAUCUAGAUGAAUCUCCAGUUACAGACAGGACCCGACUGCUGGUGUUCAGCGGGGAGAGCUUCAUGGAACUGGCUCCGGUCACUGCGGAAGCGUAUAUGGAGGAGUUUAAGGAUUCUCUGAUCGCUCCAUCAGAUCCCAGACAUCAGGCGGUGGAGUCAUUGGUUCGCAUUCUGGCCGAGAGAAACCAGGACAUUGCUGAGAUCUCCUCUGUCCCCUGGACGGUCCACGUGGUGGACGGCCCAACAAUCAAUGCUUUUGUUUUGCCUAAUGGAAAGGUCUUCAUCUUCGCAGGAAUGCUGGAGGCUGUAGCAGACAUCCAUCAGCUGCUCUUUAUACUGGGACAUGAGAUGGCUCACACUCUGAUUGGUCACGCAGCAGAGCAGGCCAGUUUGGCUCACGUGGUGGAGCUGUUGUCUCUCAUCCUGUUAACGGCGAUCUGGGCGAUCUGUCCCAGGGACAGUUUAGCCAUGCUGGGCCAGUGGAUUCAGAGCAAACUAGUGCAGUUUUUAUUUAACCGGCCCUUCAGUCGUAAGCUGGAGGCAGAGGCGGACCAAGGUACUGCAGAAAUUACAUUUUUAUCAGGGUUCAAUUCCAAAGGAACACCCAGCCAGCUCUGGGCUCCAGCUAAUGACGUGUCCAGAGCUUCGAGCACUCGUGGGGUUGUGUGUGUGUGUGUCAUCUCUCUGUUUGCUUCCUUUGAUGAUGGUGGAGCUCUAACAUGCCUGGAAACCAUCUCUGUAUGUGUGUUUUUUGAGAUUUGUGUGUGUUUCUGUCAGGCGUGUGCUGACGUGAGGGCGGGCCCAGUCUUUUGGCAGCAGAUGGAGAUCUAUGAUCAGUUGAGAGGCGAACCCACCAUCCCCGAGUGGCUGUCCACACACCCUUCCCACCAAAACCGUGUCAGACAGUUGGACCGCCUCGUCCCUGAGGCUUUGGAGCUCCGUGCACGCUGUGACUGUCCUGCCCUCCCCAAAGCUGACCCCCGUGUCAUUUUCCACCAGUCUGUUGAAUUGCUUCUGGACAAUGCCAAAAAACAAGAAAAGGUUGCACAAGAAGAAAAGAAUGAGAAACGGAGAGCUGACGUCAUGUUGCCGCUCCCUCAGUCCCCUCCUGUCCCGACUCCGGGGUCUCAGCCUCAGUUGGGAGGAUUGCAGGCCACAUCCGCUCUGCCACAAACUCUGCUUAGUAAAUAAGACUUGAUUGAACAUGACUGACAGGGACAAAUCCAAGCUUUCCUUUUCACUUCUCUUUUUCCAGUCCAGUAGCUCUGAACAAGGACUGAGACGAUUGUCAGAUAGAACCAGACAGUUUUUUUGAUCCAUUUGAUUAGCUGUCACUUUGAUACUUACGUCAGUUAGUCUGUGAAAUGUUUUGAGUGAGGGUAUGUACAUUAUUUGUGUGUGAUGCUUGAGUUUACGCUCCUCCUUCAAGCAUCCGUGGAGGUGCAGUCAUGUUAAUAAUGGAGCAAUCGUCCGCGCUGAUGGCCUCGUGGGCAGCGUGGUGGCAUACAGCACCAUUGUGCUUUGGGUGUCACGAGUUCGAGUCCUGGAUCGCGUACCUUUCCCGAUCCCAUCCCCCUCCUCUCACCCACUUCGCUUCCUGUUGACCUAUACUAUCCCAUCCAAAUAAAGGCAUAAAAUGCCAUAAAUCUUUAAAAAUAAUAAUAAUAGAGCAAUUGUAAAUGGGUUUUUGAUUGGUUUUUAUGAUGUUAUUAGCAUAAGACCUCUGUGAAGUUAUGUGCAUUAUGGUGUAGAGUACAUUAUUCAUCAAACAUCUGCCUCUGCUUUAAUGUCCCCUAUAGGUUCCAGGUUGUAAUGUUAGUGCUGCAUUGCAGUUAAUGUCACUGUGUUUGGAGCUUUGGACACACUACAUUAUGAAGAGGAUUUAUAAGGCAGCUGGUGCUAAAUGAGCCCAAUGCUUGUGUUCUUGUGUUAGGUUUAUUUUAAAUGCACUUUGUAUGAAUACUAUGAAUGUAGACAUUUUUUGACUGUAAUUACAUACAAGAUAAAUUAAUUUACCGG
Carassius gibelio (silver crucian carp) is the source of this 2181-nucleotide messenger RNA. RefSeq names its product metalloendopeptidase OMA1, mitochondrial. Bases 1 to 1353 code for a protein of 450 amino acids. Gene Ontology annotation, cellular component: mitochondrial inner membrane. Lineage: Eukaryota; Metazoa; Chordata; Actinopteri; Cypriniformes; Cyprinidae. The transcript has 8 exons. Gene Ontology annotation, molecular function: metalloendopeptidase activity. The record is from RefSeq and is a predicted model, not a curated record. Gene Ontology annotation, biological process: protein quality control for misfolded or incompletely synthesized proteins; mitochondrial protein processing.